CGGGGGAGGGACCCCCAAGCUUUGCCCUUGCUUGGCAGAUAGAAACUCAGGUCUUGUUGUUGUCUUGUCUUCGACUGUUGUUCUCGUCUUUUCAGUCUCUUCUCAUAGUUUCCCAAGGUUACACUGCCAAACUUUACCCAAAUUCGAUAUGACAUCGAAGGACUUUGACAUGGACCCCAAGGUUGAGCAUGACGAGAGCCACCUAGAGGUUGAAGCAGAACGUCAACGGCAUCUCACAAAGACUCUGCUCUUCAAAGUUGACACUAGGGUCCUACCACUCUUGGCUCUACUAUUCCUCUGUUCCUUUCUCGACCGAACCAACGUCGGCAACGCAAAGAUUAUUGGCCUAGUAGAGGACCUUGGCAUCAGUAACAACCAAUACAACCAAGGCUUGGCUGUUUUCUAUGCGACAUACAUCGCGAGCGAACUGCCAAGCAACCUCGUCUUGAAGAAGGUCUCACCGCGGAUAUGGCUGCCCUUUCUUACCUGUGCUUGGGGCAUUGUUACCAUGUGCCUCGGCUUCGUCCCGAGCUACGGCAGCUUCGUCGCAGUCCGAGCAAUCCUGGGCUUGACUGAGGGCGGACUGCUUCCCGGUAUGGUGCUGUAUCUAUCCGGCUUGUACACCCGUGGAGAACUUGCCCUACGCAUCGGCAUCUUCUAUACAGCUGCAUCUCUCUCGGGUGCAUUUGGAGGUCUCCUCGCGAGAGGCUUGUCCGCGAUUGGUCCUGCAGCCGGCCUUGAAGGCUGGAGAUGGAUCUUCAUCAUCGAGGGCAUCCUUACCGUCGUGUGCGGGAUCAUUGCUGCCAUCGGGUUGCCCAACAAUUUGGCGACAGCGAAGAUCCUUACCGAAGAAGAGCGGGUAUGGGCACUGCUCAGGCUCCAAGGUCAUGCUGGAGAUAGAUUUGACUCAUCACGCGAAAGGGAAGAGAAGUUUCGUUGGUCCGAAGUUGGUCGUGGCGUUUUCAACCUCCAGAUCUGGCUCAGCGCAACCGCAUACUUUGCUAUUCUGUCUGGACUGUACUCUUUUGGACUAUUUCUUCCAACGAUCAUCAGCGACAUGCACAUCGCUUCCAACUCCAACCAGGUCCAACUCUGGUCCGUGAUCCCGUACGCGGUUGCGACCCCAGUCACAGUUCUCGUGGCCUUCUUAUCCGAUCGCCUCCGUCUGCGUGGUACACUGAUGCUCUUUGUCCUGCCUAUCUCCAUCGCGGGCUACGCAGCCAUCGCCAAUGUCACGGCGCCACAGACGAGAUUCGCCAUGACGUGCCUGAUGGCUAUUGGCAUGUACAGCGCCGUCCCGUGCGUCUUGGUCUGGAACUCCAACAACUCAGCCGGUCACUACAAGCGCGCGACAACGUCCGCACUACAGCUUGCCAUUGCCAAUUGCGGUGGUUUCGUAGCCACUUUCAUCUACCCUAGCACUGAUGGCCCGUUGUACCACAAGGGCCACACUGUCAUUCUGGGCCUGCUGUGUUAUGCGUGGGUGGCAACCCUUAUCAAUGUUCUUUGGUGCGCCAAAAUUAACCGCGACAAGGCUGCCGGAAAGUAUGACCAGUUCGUUGGUACAGGCGAUGACCGGGAACCUCACUUCAUGAUGGUGCUGUAGGGAUGGCCAAGUAAGAGGUGGAUGCCGAGAAUUGACGGACAUACUAGAUCUUAUGGUAGAAUAAUAUUCUCUUUCAUCGAGUUACGGAGUUUCCUGCGUUCCAUCAAUAUCUUAGACCUAGCCUUUCCAAACGCCCCGUAGACCGCCCUAUGUCAAUACAAGAUCAAUAUCAGAGCAAGCGCAAAC
Colletotrichum phormii is the source of this 1792-nucleotide messenger RNA. RefSeq names its product major facilitator superfamily transporter. The transcript has 10 exons. Gene Ontology annotation, molecular function: transmembrane transporter activity. Gene Ontology annotation, biological process: transmembrane transport. NCBI's taxonomy places the organism in Eukaryota, Fungi, Ascomycota, Sordariomycetes, Glomerellales, Glomerellaceae. Gene Ontology annotation, cellular component: membrane. The coding region runs from base 149 to 1606 and encodes 485 amino acids. The record is from RefSeq and is a predicted model, not a curated record.